AUGACCAGAGCUCGUGUCGAACCGCCGGAGAAGACGACGCCGCACGCGCGCUCAGCGCCACCAAACACGACUCUGGCGAAACGUCCGCGUCUCGAACCCGUUGCAGCCGGUGCCGCAGCGUCUCGUCGUCCCUGUGCCUCCUCCUCCUCCAUCCGUCGCGUCUUGGACGUGAAUCUCGUGCUGCCUCGACUCGUGGCACUGCUGGACGUGGCUUCGGUGGCCCAUUUCCUCGAAGUGUUGGCAGUGGACGAGACGUGGCGCGACGUGUUGACGAUCGACACGUUGUGGCACGAGCUGCUGACAGUGCGCUUUGCAGGGAAAGCGCCAGCAGUGGAACUCUUUGGUGACGACGACCGCGGGACGGGUGAAGACGAAGAAGAAGAAGAAGAAGGAGAAGGAGAAGAAGGAGAAGGAGAAGAAGGAGGAGGAGGAGAAGGAGACGGUGGAAACAUGUUGGAAGACGGAGACGAAGACGAAGAGGAGGAGGUGGAGGAGGAGGUGGAAGAUGGAGAUCGAAUGGUUCUCGUGGAGGUGCUGCAGAGCGACGAAGAGACAGGAAACGAUGAUGACGCUGUUGUGGGCGACAACGUCGAUGUCAAUGACGACGAAAAUGACGGACUGUAUCGUCGCUCUCGUCGUGCUGCGUCUGGCAGUACUGCGUCAGUGGGUGAGGGUACACAGGGAGAGAUGGGCUGUUUGAGGGACUCGACGGAACAGGUGGUGCCAAGCACGUGGGCCGCGAAUGUACCGAGUCCGACGGUGUUGGCGGUAGCUUGUCCCGACCUGAAGGAGUAUUUGCGCUCGGCAGAGCAAUGGGUGAAGUUUAACGCGCGCGUGCGGAUCAUCAGGGGAGAUAUUGGAGAGAUUACAAUGGUCGAAGGGCAAGCACUGGACGGUCUAGCGUUCCCGACUGCAGCGUUUCUCCGAAACCCCCACUCGGGUGCUGCUGCCGCAGUGUUCCGACGAGCAGGAAAAGGACUGAGCGACCAUGUUCGCUCGCUGGAUGUCCGACUCGACGUUGGGCAAGUGCACGUCACGCCGGGUUUUGACACAGGUGUGGCCAAACUUAUCCAUGUGGUAGGUCCAAGUGGGUUCAAUCCACAAUGUUUCAGAGAUUUACAACGAACGUAUCGGAGUGUACUGCGAUACAUUCAGACGGAACAUCUGAGCUGUGUGGCCAUGGCAUCGAUCUCUACCGGUAACAUGGGCAUGCCAAUUGACAAGUCCGCGUGGUUUGCGUUGUGCUCUAUUCAGCGCUACAUGCGUUCUACAGACUGGACGGCGACUAUCGCCAUUGUGUGCUUCGAAGCGGACGUGUACGCCGCUUUCGUACGAAACAAAGCCAAGCUACUAGCGCAAUUCAACGCGGAUACCGUGCGUGCGACACCUCCGCUGUGGAACCAGUAA
Hyaloperonospora brassicae is the source of this 1407-nucleotide messenger RNA. Lineage: Eukaryota; Oomycota; Peronosporomycetes; Peronosporales; Peronosporaceae. The record is from the annotation of a GenBank genome assembly.